AUGGAUGUGGAGGGGUGCGCGACGACGAUGCUGCUGCUGCUGCUGACCAGCAUGUUCUGGCUUUGCCAGCCUCUCCUUCAGGGGUCCUCCUUGUUCGCCGCCGUCCAAAAUUGGUACAACGGCCUGCCUUUAUGCACCAAGGCCACGUUUUCGCUCAUCAUGGGGAUCUUCAUCGUACAGCUACUCACGGGCUGGUACGGCAGUCAGUCUACGGCUGUAUCGCUUGUACCUCAUGCCGUACUGUACGAUUACCAGGUCUACCGGUUCUUCACCGCCGUACUCGUCCACGGGGGACUUCUCCACGUGACAUUCAACAUGUUGGCCUUCGUGCCCAUCGGCGCGAGCCUGGAGCGGGCAGCGGGGACGUGGCAGCUGCUUCACUUCAUGUUGCUCAGCUGCUUCUUGGAGGGCGUCAUCUACGCGGUGGUUUCGGGGCUGCUGGCGGCGAGCGGUCUGGUCCACGGGGCGCUCUUCCACGGGGCAGUGGGCUUCUCCGGCGUCAUCUUCGGACUGCUGGUGUGGGACUCCGCCCUGCUUAGCAGCUCCUCCUCCUCCUCGCACCGAAGCAUAUUCGGUUUGUUCCAUGUGCCGGCUCCCUGGUACCCCUGGGUGCUGCUGCUGCUGUGCCAGCUGAUGUUGCCGGAGGCCUCAUUGCUCGGGCAUCUGGCGGGGCUGCUGGUGGGUCAGUUGUGGGUGUGGGGCUACCUGCGGCCCCUGGCGCUGCCGCGAUCGGCCGUGUUGUGGCUGGAGCAGAGCUCACCGCUGGCGUCGCGCUGCGUACGGCUGCCCAGCUUCGUCACCAUGCCCAGCUCAGGGCUGCCGUACAGCACGUGCUGCGAAGCCGCCGCAGGCCGGGGGGCCGGGGGCAGUAACGGCAGCGAGGGCGUUCGCCUUGGCGCGCUGGGCCGUAAUCUUCACUCGUUGGGGAAGCUGUUUCGCAGUGGGUUUAGUGGCGGUGGCGACGUGGGAGGGAGUGGUGGUGGUGGUGGUGGUGGCGGUGGUGGUGGUGAUGAUGUCGAGGCGGCCGGGGCAGAAAUGCAGUACUAUGCGGUAGCGGAAAUUCUCCGCCGGAGAAUAGCGGGUAUUUACCCAGGGGUGGACAUUGUGGGAGACGGGAAAUAA
Molecule: messenger RNA, 1122 nt
Organism: Volvox carteri f. nagariensis
Lineage: Eukaryota; Viridiplantae; Chlorophyta; Chlorophyceae; Chlamydomonadales; Volvocaceae
Exons: 8
Coding region: 1-1122 (373 amino acids)
Cellular component (GO): membrane
Molecular function (GO): serine-type endopeptidase activity
Source: RefSeq, a predicted model, not a curated record